Linum trigynum is the source of this 3166-nucleotide messenger RNA. NCBI's taxonomy places the organism in Eukaryota, Viridiplantae, Streptophyta, Magnoliopsida, Malpighiales, Linaceae. The record is from the annotation of a GenBank genome assembly.
CUUGAUUAAAAUUGUACCAUAAUCGGGAUUUUGAUCGUAUGAGAACGAAAUAGGUGGUUUGACCUAAUUUAAAAGAAGCAGAACUGUUUUGGCGGAAAGGGCAAUGAAGAGGAUAUUCUUAAAUAAUAUCCUAUUAAAAAAAUUUUAUAAACAAACAUAUUAAAAUUAGGUCUCAGUCAAUCCCUUCCCUACGUCCCAUUUAACUCAUCGCUAAAACAGUUGUCCUAAUAUUGGAAGUAUGUAAGAAUCAACAUCAUUAUAACUAACUAAUUUAUUAAUGAAUAUAUUUUUACCAAGCCACUAGAAUUAAUUAUUUUAUUGGAGUUCAAUUAUUCUUAUUUUUAUAUCGUGCUUAGUAGUUAGUAGACGAUGUCAGAAUAUUACUAACUUAAACUACCUAGACACUACAUUAAAAUAAGAGCCAAACCCCAUGAGCUCUAUCCAUUCUUCAUGAAUAAUUUUGAGUUACACAGUAAAUAACAAUUAAAAUGAUAUUUUGGAGCAUUGAUCUUGAGUAUUAUCAUUUUAAAUGUUAUGUGUCUCUGUGUUAUUAAUGAUUUACCUUAUUAAUAUUAGUAUAUGUUAUGUUCUACAUGGUACUUAAAAUCUUACGAUUUUACGAUUCUGAUUUUAACCCAGUUUUCAAUUUUAGAUAAAAUCUUGAUUUUGACUGCAUUGGCUACGACGACCCAGGUUCAAGCUCUCGAAGCCAACCACAUGUGGGACAUUGUCGCACGCCCUCUUCAUGCUUCGAUUAUUGGCUCGAAGUGGGUUUUUGACGUCAAGUUGCAUCCGAAUGGUUCUCUUGGACGCUUUAAGACACGGGUGGUCGCUCAAGGCUUCAAGCAGGAAUUUGAGAUUGAUUAUGAGGAGACGUUUGCUCCUGUGGCCAAAAUGCAGACUGUCAAGACUUUGUUUGUUGUGGCCGCAUUACGAGGGUGGUGUCUUAAGAAGUUAGAUGUAAAGAAUGCAUUUUUGCAUGGAGAUCUAAAGAAGACCAUCUACAUGGAGUGUCCUCCAGGCUAUCUGGGUGGUGAUAAGUCUAAAGUCUGUUUGCUUCAUCGGUUUUUUUAUGGUCUUAAACACACAACGAGAGCAUGGUUUGAAAAGUUCCAGGAUACCAUUCUACUGGCGGGGUUUACUCAUAGUGACAAUGACCCUUCAUUGUUUGUGCAACGUAUAGAUCGGGGUAUUACUAUUUUGCUUAUAUACGUCGAUGAUAUGCUCAUAAGUGGUUAUAAUGUUGGCAGGAUUCAGGAGCUCACUGCCACUCUGCAUGCGACAUUUCACUUGAAGGAGCUUGGCGAUGUGUCCUAUUUCUUAGGAUUGGAGGUUCAACUAGGGGAGGCAUUCGGUCGGUUCGGUUCAAACCGAAUCGAAAUAAUGUAUACCGGGUUUCCGAGUUCCAUCAAAUCUCAAACCGAAUUAUAAUUCGGUUCGGUUGGUUCAAACCGAAUUAUAAUUCGGUUUGGUUCGGUUUUGUAUGAAAAACCAAAAUUGUGAGGUUAGCUUGUAUUUUUUCUCUUUCAAAUUAUUUUUCACACCUAAUGUAAACAAUAAAUAUGCAAUUAAAUGCAUCAUCAAUGAUAAAAUCAAACAUUUCAACACCUAACUCAUAAAACACUAACAUAAUUCAAAUAUUUAAGUCUCAUAAUAAGUACAAACACAAAAAUUCACCAUUAGGAACUUGCAAUUAUAGUAAUUCGGAAAAUCGGUUCGGAAUUCGGAAAUUCGGUUCGGUCGAAAGGACCUUGGUUUCCGAAAUAUACCCUUUUCUCUUCCGAAUUCCGAACCGAAGUAAUGUUAUUCGGUUUCGGUUCGGUUUGAAUUCGGUUCGGUUAGGUUCAGUUUUACCGAAAAGUAUGCCCACCCCUAGGUUCAUCGGUCUCCUGAGGGAUUGCUUAUGAGUCAACAAAAGUAUAUGGCUGACCUACUCGAAACGGCUAAUAUGGAAGAUUACAACCCAUGUGCUACUCCCAUGGAGCAAAAUCUAAAGUUACAUCAAUCUGAUGGUGACUUGCUCCUUGAGAGUUCCUCAUAUCGUAGUCUGGUAGGGGGUUUGAUAUAUCUCACUCAUACCAUACCGGAUAUUUCUUAUGCACUGCAAGUUGUCAGCCAGUUUAUGUCUGCUCCUCGCACAACACACAUGGUAGUGGUUACUCGCAUCUUGUGAUACUUGCAAGGUACAACUGAUGUGGGGUUGUUCUUCCCUUCUUCUGGUGAUCUGGUUAUUGACACAUAUGUAGACGUAGACUACCGCAGGGUGUUUGGAUACUCGUCGAUAUAUGUCAGGCUGGUGUGUGAAUUUUGGUUCCUCUUUUAUUUCUUGGCGGUGCAAGAAGCAAGAGAGGGUCUCCAAGUCUUCCACGGAGGCUGAAUAUCGUUCGAUGUCAGAAGUUACAUCAGAACUUGUGUGGCUUCGCCAAUUAGUGGCUGAGCUUGGUGUUACAUGUGUGAUUCUUAUGCGCCUGUAUGCAGAUAACACCAGUGCGAUUCGUAUAGCUAUGAAUCAUGUUCUGCAUGAUCGCACUAAUCAUAUCGAGGGGCAUGUUCACUAUAUUCUUCAGCACGUUGCCGAGGGAGUGGUCGAGCUAUCCUACAUUACUUCUUAAGAUCAAACGGCAGACUUGUUGGCAAAGGCAGUUGCGACUUCUCGCCAUUGGUUCUUCGUUUACGAAUUGAUGUUGCGUAAGCAUCAUCAUUUUGAGGGAGGUUAUUAUAAGUAUUGGGUGUCAAUUAUAAUUUACCAUUAUUGCGUGUGUUAGAAGGAUUGGUUAGUUACUUGGUUGUCCUUGAGAUAGGGUUAUUCGGCUAGGAUAAAUAUGUGGGUUAGGCGAACUUGUAACCUAAAAAUUUUUGGUGAAUACAAUUGACUCUGAGAGGUUGCUCCUCUCCAUGGAUUAGUCUCAACAAUACGUUGAGAAUACCACAUAAAUCGGUGUGUUUGUGUUUUUACCCUUUUGCUGAUUUUGUGUUUAACAAUCUUAUGAGCAGCUUCAAGCACUAUGGUGAAAACGACCUCAUUUGGGAAGGAACCAACAGAAUACUGAAAAGUUGGCAUGUACAUAGUGAUUGAACUAGUAAGGGAAAGAUACCUCAAAGAAGUUGUGGUGAUGAAUGUGAUGGACCAAACUAUUCUGGGUUACAAUAAUUUGCGAUGCGACCA